Messenger RNA from Geodia barretti, 570 nucleotides. The record is from the annotation of a GenBank genome assembly. Lineage: Eukaryota; Metazoa; Porifera; Demospongiae; Tetractinellida; Geodiidae.
AUGUCGGCGGCGAAGUGCUCUGCCGGGUGUUCUGAGAUGUCUCGCGUCGGCAAGAAUCCGGUCCCCAUCCCCGAAGGCGUCGAGGUGACCAUCGACGGCGCGGCGGUCUCCGUGAGCGGUAAGCUGGGCCGCCUCGAAGCCACCAUCGCGCCGGAGGUGAGCGCCGCGCUCGACAACGGCCAGGUCUCUGUCACGCCGCUGGGCGAGAGCAAGCGCGCCCGCCAGAUGUGGGGGCUGACCCGGAGCGUGAUCAACAACAUGGUCGUGGGUGUGAGCCAGGGCUUCCUCAAGAACCUGCAGAUCGAGGGCGUCGGCUACCGGGCCGCGGUCGAGGGCCGAACGCUCACGCUCGAUCUCGGCUACAGCCACAGGGUGCGCUACCCGAUUCCCGAUGGCAUCGAGAUCACGUGCGAACGGCCGACGGCGAUCAGGGUCGCCGGCUCCGACCGCCAGGCGGUCGGCCAGGUCGCCGCCGAGAUUCGUGCUUUCCGCAAGCCCGAGCCCUACAAGGGCAAGGGCAUUCGCUAUGUCGGCGAAUACGUCCGGCGCAAAGAGGGCAAGAAGAAGUAG